Molecule: messenger RNA, 531 nt
Organism: Ostertagia ostertagi
Lineage: Eukaryota; Metazoa; Nematoda; Chromadorea; Rhabditida; Trichostrongylidae
Source: the annotation of a GenBank genome assembly
UUGGUUAUUGGUCGGAUAGUGAGAGGUGACUUCUCGUUCUACACAGCCUGUGGUCGAGCUCUCUCAUAUGUUCCUUUAUGCGCUCUAGAAGAUGUCCGAAACUCAAUGAUACGGUGGUUGUCACGACUGGGUUCACCAAGUCCGUCGCCGAAUUCAUCGGCAAUCAGUGAGUCACCUCGUAAGGAGUCGGUAUCAGAGAACUGGAGCGUUGCAUACGCGUCAGAUCCUUCUGAAUGGGAACGGAAGUUUGGAGAGUGUUGGACGGUGGCGGAAAAGAUACUCGACAAGAAAGCGAAUCAUCCAGAGCAUGACAUCACUUAUAACGAGAUGACGCAACUUGUGGCUCAACUGACCCGGAUGUGCCAGUUGCUAAUGAUGGAAGUGAACGCACAACCGGAACCUGCCAUAGGGCCUAUUCUUGAUCGGUACUUCACGAAUCAAAUAAUGGAAAUGGUUCUCGACUGGGCGAUUCAAGUUCCUGAUUUUCUGAAGCCUACCUGUCAGGUAUGCAUUACUCUACUCUUUUCAUAA